This is a messenger RNA of Zophobas morio, 607 nucleotides long. RefSeq names its product low molecular weight phosphotyrosine protein phosphatase 1-like. Gene Ontology annotation, molecular function: non-membrane spanning protein tyrosine phosphatase activity; acid phosphatase activity. The transcript is spliced from 4 exons. The record is from RefSeq and is a predicted model, not a curated record. Lineage: Eukaryota; Metazoa; Arthropoda; Insecta; Coleoptera; Tenebrionidae. Gene Ontology annotation, biological process: protein dephosphorylation. Bases 79 to 552 code for a protein of 157 amino acids. Gene Ontology annotation, cellular component: cytoplasm.
CACAAAAGCGCAUGUGUCAUUCUACGUCAUUCUAACCUAGCUUUUUACGAACGUUUUAGACCCCAAUAUAUCCGAAAAAUGGCAAAAGGGGCCCUUUUUGUGUGUCUUGGUAAUAUUUGUCGUUCUCCAAUUGCAGAGGCCGUUUUUUUGCAUCUUUUGAAAGAAAGAGGCAUUUCGCACGAGUGGAAAGUGGACAGUGCGGGUCUUGGGGGCUGGCACAGCGGUAAUAGGCCCGACUCGAGGGCUAGAGCGGUUUUGGCUAAAUAUAAAAUUGAUUAUAACAAUACAGCUCGACAGAUAGAAACAGAGGACUUUGUAGAGUUUGAUUACAUCUUUGGGAUGGACCAAAAUAAUAUUGAUGGUUUGAAGCGUGAAGCGCCUGCAAAUUCCAAAGCAAAAAUAUUACUGCUGGGGGAUUAUGACCCUCAAGGUGAUAAGAUUAUUAGGGAUCCGUAUUAUGAUUCCGGUUCCGAGGGUUUUGAAAAGUGCUACAAGCAGUGUCUGCGUUCUUGUACAGCAUUCCUUGACAGCUUAGAGAAAGACCAACUGUGAAAUAAGACACUUAUUUAUGCCUUUUUUAACUAAUAAAUAUUUUAUGUUUUCACAA